AUGGACAAAAUCGAUGGUUCUUUUGUAUGCGUCACAAGGACUUUUCCAUCGGGCGUUACGUACUGCGUUGAGAGGGCCGAGGAGGGACGGGAUUCGAUACUGUGCACGGCAGCUCUUCUUGGACACACGAACUGUGUCAGGAUCCUCGUUGAAUACAGAGAAGCAGACGUCGAAGAACUGGGCUCAGUUUCAGCUGAAGGACCUCUCAUGUCUGGAGUUAGUCCUUUAUGGUGCGCUGCUUCCAAUGGCCAUUACUGGGUUGUUGACUAUCUCCUUUCUAAAGGCGCCAAUCCAAAUGGCGAAACCAGUUUCAACGGCACUCCACUGCAAGCAGCGUGUGCACUUGGGUACUUCGAAAUUGUCAGACUUCUUGAGGAGCACGGGGCCUACAUCGAGGCUGCUGAUAACCGCGCUGUCACUUGUCUGAUGCUUGCUUCCUCAGGCGGCCAUUUGGAAAUCGUGAAGUUUCUUUUGGAAGUGGGCGCUGAUGUCAAUGGCAAGAACAUAGAAGGCGAAAGUGCACUCCACGCCUGCGCAAAGGCAGGACAUCUGGAAGUAAUGAAACUGUUGCUGGAACACAACGCUCGGACGGGUCCCGACUAUUCUGCUCUCUUGGACAUCGGGACAUGUAGAAUAUCUGGUACGCAGACUAGGUCUGGUAUAUGGAAAAGAGAAAGCCGAUGCAUUGGAGCUACUUGGAGCUCCCUUUUCAACAGCACACAAGAUAUAGACGCUACAGUAAUUACUGGAAUCAGCAAUCAAUCAGAGUGCCUGGCUGCAGCGUGUAUUAUUAGUCAUGGUAUAUCUUACAAGGACAUCUUGUAUCCUCGACUUGAGCAGUUUUGUGACAUGAUCCAGGUCAAGGUUUAUAAGGAAGGCGACGCCGAAAGUAGACAUUUUCUGUACAAGGGGUUAAGCUAUCAUAGGCCCCCUCCCCCACUAGAGAUUCCUACACCGUACCAAGCCCCGUUCCCCCCAGUAGAGAUUCCCACAGCCUAUGGGUAUAUCUAG
Molecule: messenger RNA, 1011 nt
Organism: Macrobrachium nipponense
Lineage: Eukaryota; Metazoa; Arthropoda; Malacostraca; Decapoda; Palaemonidae
Product: protein fem-1 homolog CG6966-like
Exons: 7
Coding region: 1-1011 (336 amino acids)
Molecular function (GO): protein binding
Source: RefSeq, a predicted model, not a curated record